This is a messenger RNA of Salvia splendens (bonfire salvia), 555 nucleotides long. Its product is annotated as thioredoxin H1-like. Bases 62 to 430 code for a protein of 122 amino acids. The record is from RefSeq and is a predicted model, not a curated record. Lineage: Eukaryota; Viridiplantae; Streptophyta; Magnoliopsida; Lamiales; Lamiaceae. The transcript is spliced from 3 exons.
AAGCAAUGCAUUAAAGAGCGUUUUCUUGUGUGAUAAGUUUUGAGAAGAAGAAGAAGAAGAAAUGUCUACGUCGGAAUCUGAAGGGCAAGUGAUCGGCUGCCACACUGAUGCUACCUGGACCGAGCAGCUUCAGAAGGCAAUUGACAAUCACAAGUUGGUAGUUGUGGAUUUCACUGCUUCCUGGUGCGGACCCUGCCGGAUCAUUGCUCCAUUCUUUGCAGAAUUAGCAAAAAAGUUUCCUGCAGUAAUGUUCCUCAAGGUGGAUGUGGAUGUGGAUGAGUUGAAGUCGGUUGCUAGUGACUGGGCAGUGGAGGCAAUGCCAACCUUCAUCUUCCUCAAAGAAGGGAAGAUCUUGGACACCAUUGUAGGAGCAAAGAAAGAAGUGCUGCAACAGACUAUUGCUAAGCACCUCAACACUGCUACUGCCUAGAAAUAUGCUGCUACUAAUCAGUUUGCUCAGUUAGACUUUCAAGCUCCUUUUUAUUUCUCUUGCAGACUAGUAGUAAUGUUGACAUUUAAUUCAAUAAAGGCUUGUGCUUGUGCUUUUGAUUGCUA